Molecule: messenger RNA, 4947 nt
Organism: Aphis gossypii (cotton aphid)
Lineage: Eukaryota; Metazoa; Arthropoda; Insecta; Hemiptera; Aphididae
Exons: 3
Coding region: 1079-3148 (689 amino acids)
Source: RefSeq, a predicted model, not a curated record
AAACUUUUGAACUUUUAACUUAAAACGUUUUUCGCGUAUUUAAAUUGAUGUUUUUUCAUCUUGUAAAUUUUCUUAGCUUUCCUUAUAUUAUGUAGCCAUAUUUAUAGGCUAAGUGCUUCGCCACCUUCCGAAACACUGUCAACAAAAAUUAAAAACCGCGCACGGAUAAACGAUUCACCUCGUACCGUUCAACCGUUGCCACACAAAAAAAAAUCGCCUGCCAGUUAGGACUCCUAUACUUACACGGCUACACAGAUUUCUAUAUAUAUAUAGAUAUAUAGAUAUCUGUGUCUACCUAUUACCAUUGUGUUAUCUCUUGUCAAACGUUUUGCGCCUGGUAUACAUUGAAAUCACGAACUACUACAUGUAGUAGUUCGUGAUUGAAAUGCAACCUUGUAUACGAGUUUUCUUAUCACUAGUCGUCUGAAAAAUAGUCCUAGCUCUUAUCACCUAACUUAACACUCGACACUCGUACUUACUAUUUACUACUUACUACUUAGGUGUGCGAAUAUUGCAAACCGUUUUUUAAUUUAAUUUUUUUCAAUUUGGUUGUUGUAAAAUUGUGUACUACAGCUAAAUGUUUCAAAUCGGUCGCAUCUCAAUUUAAUAUAUGAUUAAUUGAUUAGGUCGAAUCGCUUUGAUAUUACAAUGUAAUUACUGUUGUUACUUAUAAUAGAGCCAAUGGUCAAUAGUUAUGUCAAGUGUUAGCUUUGAAAAAUCGAAAAAGACAACAGUCAAUCAAUUUUAUAUUUUUUUUCAAUUUUCUGUUUGAUUUUUAUUGUUUUUAAAUCUGUAAUGGUACUUCUAAGUCGUAAUAUUAACCUAGUAGUAGUGUAGUUAGUUAUCAAAGUAUAACCAAUAUAAAAGUAAUAUGAUAAUUUCUAUGGCAUGAACUACCAGACAUCAUUAAAAUCUAAAAUGAAAUUCACACAUUGCAAAGGAAGAUUAAUGGUUAAAUGAAAAUCUAAGCAUGCCGAAAUUCAUUAUUUUAUAUAACGAUGAAUAUUCAAAUCUGAAAUAGAUGAGAUCAAAUUAAAUACUGCACUUAAGGCCAGCACAAAUAACGUUUAAUACUAAAAUGGAACAAAGUGCUAUGGAGAUAGUCAAUGAUGAUGUAUCAGAUGAAAAAGCUGAUGUUGAAAUGGAACAUAAAAAUGAAAAGGAUACAGAAUGUAAAGAAAAACAAUCACUCAACAGUUUAAAUGAAUUAACAAAAUGUUGUAAUACUAAAUAUGAACCACAAGAAUUUAAUGAAGAUAAUAAUUUUGAUAAGAGUAGUACUAGUUUGGUAUUAAGCACACAAUUUAAACAUUUUAAUGAAUCGGUAGAUUGUGCUGAUGUAAUACAAUUACAACAGUUAAAAUGUGGCCCAUCUUAUGAAGAUACAAUUGAACCUAAAAUUUUACCAGAGUUGAAUAAUUGUUUUGACCAUGAAUUUGAAUCUGAACAAUACUUUAAUUUAAUUUCCAAACAAACUGAGAAUUUUGAUUUAAGCUGUGAUGAAACCAACAUAAUUUUACCUAGUUUUUCUGAUUCACAUUGUACAAAUAGUUUUUCUUGUUCAUUUUAUUCGGACAACAUAUCUAGUCCACCUUGUACUUCUUAUAUGUCUUCUUUGCCAGGACCAUCAAAUGAACACUCAGAAUAUAGUUUAACUAAAGAAGAUCUUUUAUUUAGUUAUUUUGAAAAAAUUUCUCAUGAUAAUCUUGAAUCAAUGUCGGAAUCUAAUGAAAUAAUCGAAAUAAAAGAUGUUGAAAAUAACGAUACAUUAGAAAAAAAAAAAUUAAUAGAAUUUGAUCUUCAUCAAUAUUUGUUAGAAAAUGUAAAAUUAGAAGAUAAUAAUGAAGUUCAAAAUAAUUCUGAAUGUUUUGUAGAAGACAGAAUAAUUAUUAAUCCAAAUAUAAUGUAUAAUAUUGAACUUAAAUCACAUCUUAAAAAAAUGCAACUCUUAGCAGAUCAAGUUUCACAAACACCUGAUGACUCAACAGUGUUAAAUAAAUGUAUGGAAUUAAUGUCAAUCCCUGAAAUUAAACAUGGGCAACAAAUAAUUACUGAAGAAUGUAAACCAUUUCCUGAAAACAUUUCUGAAUCAAAUUGUUAUAAUAUUCAACACAAGGACUGGGAUAAAAUAAUGGUCAGCCAAGCAGUAGUACUCUGUCAUGUUGGAUUUGAUUUUACUUCAAAAGACACUUUAUACCUUCUUAGAGACGAAGCUAUUAACUACAUAAAAAGAUUUGCUGGUAUUAUGAAAAAAAAUUUUGAUAUUCAAUCAAAAAGUUCUUCUCCAAGCAGUAUUGAUCCAAUUCUAAAUAGUCUUCAGGAGAUGGGUGUGAAAGGUGGUGUGGCAGAAUUGAUUAAACAUUAUAAAAAUGAUAUUUUUGAUAGGCGUAAUAGGUUAUUAAAGGAAUGUGAACACUUUCAAUCAACUAUUAAUCAGUUUGUUGAACGUUCAUUAGUAACCCCUACAAUUAAAAACAAGUAUGACACUCCAAAAUUCUUUGUUGGAGAACAGUCAAUAAGUAAAAUAAACUGUAUAAACGAGAGUAUGGAAGAAAAAGCAUCCAUAAAUACUGAAAUUAAUCUUUCUGAAUCUAGCAAUAUUGAUAACAUAAAUACGACUCCAGUAAAAUUUGAAAACACUAAUACAGCUGAUGUUUAUAAUAGAAAAAUGUAUUAUACAAAAUGUUCAAACACUGAUAUACAAAUUAACGAUCUCUUGAAAUUUUCACAUAUGAUAACUACACCCUCAGACUGUAAAACUAAUUCAUUUUCGAGUAAAAAAUCUUUUUUAAGCUCUAAUAAUUUAAGUAAACAACAGAAUGAAAAUGAUAUCAAUCUUUUGAAAAAUAAAAACCUUUUUGAAGUACUCAAGUCCGAUAACAUUUUUGAUGCAACUGAAAAUAAAAAAAAUAUUGAUAAAGUAAAAAUCCAAUCUACCUCAACCUCUAGUACAGUUUCUUCUAAUUCUGUUAAAUCUAUUGGAUUAGAUCAAGCGUCUUUUCAAAAAGUAAUUAAUGCAUUUAAUAAAAAUUUUGAUCAUGAAUCUGUUUAUGGCAACUCUUCACAAUCGCAAAAUAUACCUGCCUUUAUUAAUCCAGAUACCGACGAUGCAAUGAAUGAAGAAAACUAUUCAGACUAUCUCAAUUGAAAAUGAGGAUAAUAAGUUACAAUUAUGAUUCAUAAGUCUAGAAGACAUAUUUGCAUAGGUUGUCUUUAUCCAGCAAAUUUACUAUAUUUUUGUAAUCAAAAAAACUAUUUUUCUGUUGUUUAGAGUAAAAUUAUCCAAUAAUAUAAUUUUAAGUUCAGUAUAUUAUCUGUCUUUAUACCGGUUAUUUAACAAGUUAAUAUUUUUUUAUAUUGAAAUAUUUUACACGUGCAUUACUUGUUUAACAAUUUUAAUUCACUACAUUAUUCUUAAAUUAUGUAAAUAGUUACAAAAAAUAUCAUAUUAUAAUUAUAAUCACAAUACAAGUAUAAUUCUUAUUGUUUGUUUUCUUAAUGUUUGUAAUACAUUAAUUUAUACAAUACUUGUUAUGAGAAAUAGCUACUUGUACUUUACUUUUAUUUAAAAUAGUAAAAAAUAAUACAUUUUUUAUAAAUAAUUUCAAAAAUAACAAUUUAUAUUUUACUAGUUUUGUAAUUUAAGUUAAAAUUUAUUUUAAUUUUAAUUAUAAUUAAUAAUUUGACCUAUUUAUACUAGUAUGUUUUUUAUUUGUAAAAUUUGUACUUAUUAUUUAUUUUAUUCAAAGAAUUUUUAUAACAUUUACAUAAUAUUUGAUGUAUACCAUAUUUAUUAAUAGUAAUAAUACCUUUACCUAAUAACAGUAAUAACAUAUUUUUAAAGCUUGGUCUAACUAAAUAUUAUAAAUAUUAAAUAUCAAUUAUGAUUUUGGGAUAAAUCUUGUUUAAGGAAAUGAUUGAUACAGUUUAUUAAGCAGUGAAACUAGGAAUAUUCCUACUAUUUGUACUAUAAGGUCUUUAAAACUAAAUUGAAUAACCAUUGAUGUUUUUAUACAAUAAAAUAAAUAACUUAUUUUUUAAGUAUUAAGAUAAGAUUAAUUUGCUAAAACAGCAAUAUAAUCAGUAAGUACAUACAAGCAAUUUAAAAAUAGAUAAAAGAAAAAUGUGAUAUUGAGAUUUAUUUAACUUUUUUAUUUUUAUAUAAAUUUAGAAUAUACAUUAUGUAUAUGAGCUACAUAAAAUAAAUAUCAAAAAAGCGGGCAAGUGAGUACCGCUCUGCUGUACAUUAGGUGCCGUAUGGAUCAUUAUUAUAUAUUAUAGGAGUGUUAAAUUUGAAUCCAAUGAUAGUUAUCCAGUGCCGCAAUAACCGGGUGUGUUACGUGUGUUAAACACACGGGCCCAGGGCUCCAAUCUAUAAUGGGGGCCAAAUGAUUUUAAAUGUUUUUUUUGUAUUGUUGUAACUCAAAAAUGAAUCAUUGUAAGUACUUGAAAUUGUCACUAAAUGUUUAGGUAUGUUAGCGUUAUCUAUAUACGGUUUAAUUUUCAAAAUAAUAUGGCUUUUUUUUUAGCUAUUUAUAGACAACGGGAAUUUUUUUUUGAAACGUCGAUAAAACAACUUUGGAUUCUCAAAAAAACUUAAAAAUUUAAUACAAAAUUUCUUAUAAUAUAUAUAGUCGUUUUUACUGUAGUUAAAAAAAAACCAAAAAUCGAUGGUCACAAUUUUUUUUUAUUAACGUUUUAAGUUUAAAAUUUUUACGGUAUAUGUCAAAAUUGCAAAAAUUUGCAAGUAAUUUUGUAAUUAAAAAUUAAUAGAAUUGUUUAUAUUCAUAUCUAAGAUUUUUUUAUUUAAAUUUAAAAUGAAUAAAGUAGACUACAAAUUAUUACGUUUAUUUUCAAAUACCUCUAUAUGUUCUAAUUAUGUUAACCUUAUUUUGUAUGAGUAAAAACUCAAAUUCCAAACUAUGUUUACAAAUUUGAAAUAAUUAA